Molecule: messenger RNA, 3743 nt
Organism: Cottoperca gobio
Lineage: Eukaryota; Metazoa; Chordata; Actinopteri; Perciformes; Bovichtidae
Gene: rybpb
Product: RING1 and YY1 binding protein b
Exons: 5
Coding region: 181-990 (269 amino acids)
Biological process (GO): positive regulation of DNA-templated transcription
Cellular component (GO): nucleus
Molecular function (GO): transcription coregulator activity; DNA binding
Source: RefSeq, a predicted model, not a curated record
UUGGCUGGGUAGCGGUCACGUGGGGUUGUGCAGUCAGUCGCUGUACCGUGCCUCGAGCCAGCGCUGAGUGGAGCCUGUCUGCCAACAGCUUCAGCAGCGGCUCUAUCUGGAACCUACUAUACUCACUGACAAUUAAAGGAGGCCCCUUUUUCUUCUUAUUUCCGAGGACUAUUCUUCACCAUGGGUGACAAGAAGAGCCCUACCAGGCCAAAAAGACAAGCCAAACAGACUGCUGAUGACGGCUACUGGGACUGUAGCGUAUGCACCUUCAGGAACACCGCCGAGGCUUUCAAAUGCAGCAUCUGCGAUGUGAGGAAGGGCACAUCCACAAGGAAACCCAGGAUCAACUCCCAGCUGGUUGCCCAGCAGGUGGCUCAGCAGUACCCGAUGCCUCCCCCUCCCAAGAAGGAGCGGAGGGAGAGGAGUGAGCGCACAGACAAGGAGCGCCAGGACGGCGAAGGAGAGCGUGCCAUCGGAGAGGGACGCCCGGAGGUCGAGCGUCCAGAGAUAGUGAGGCCAGAGGUAGACUUUCCUGAGAAGGAAAAGAGCGACAACGAACAACAGCCAAUCAAAGACAAACCCGACAGAGAGAAGGACAUUAUCCCAGCCGUCACAAAGAAGCCCGGCAGCAAAAAGACCAGACCCAAAUCAGACAACAAUCAGAGCCCACCCAGUGACAAACACAGCAUACAGUCUGGAAAAUCAGCAACCAAGACCAACAAGAACUCUCACAUUUCUAGGCCCAAACUGAAGAACAUUGACCGGAGCACCGCCCAGCAGUUGGCUAUCACCGUAGGGAACGUGACAGUGAUCAUAACAGACUUUAAGGAGAAGACCCGCUCCUCCUCCACGUCCUCGUCCACCAUCACGUCCAGCGCGGGCUCCGAACAACAGCACCAGAGCUCCGGCUCCGAGAGCAUGGACAAGAGCUCGUCGCGGGCCUCCACGCCUAAAGGGGAGCUCUCUGUGGGGCACGAUGAGUCGUUCUGAGGGCCCGUCCCUUUCCUCCCGUCCUCAACCCGCUCCAUCCCCCCCACCCCUUUCCCCAUUUCUGGACACUAUGGAUCCCAUAGGGGGAGAGAUUUUAACCUUUCCCAUUGCUGCCCUGCCUGCAUUCCAUGACUACCCCUAGAUGCUGAGAGGAACAGUGCGGUGCGCCUGCCGGGGAUACACAACGCCCUGCUGGGGGCGAACUUCCCUCGCGGUUAUACCCUUGACCAAGGCGAGGAGAGCUGGGCUACAAGGAAUUAAUGCCCCAUCCCCAACCUCCCCUUCCGGUAGCAUCCAGACACUUGUAUGUAUUGUUUUAUAUUUGUACGUGGAUGUGAGGCCAAGUCGACGUUUUUUGUUUUUGUAAAGAAUUUUCCGCUGGGCACAAUAACCACCAUCAUUUCAAUAACUUUAAACUAUUAUUACCCUUAUUUAUUACCUGUUGCACCUGUAUACUUUGGUAUUCUCCUCUUUAUGUUGAAGCUUUGCUGUGUAGCCCUGCCGAUUUGAUCAUUCCUUCAGUGUUUUUAUGACAGUUUGAAGAUGAUAGGACGAGACUCGAGACUCUCUCUCUCACACACACACACACACACACACACACACACACACACACACACCACACACACACACACACACACACACACACACACACACACACACACACACACACACACACACACACACACAGGUGCUAGAUACACUGUGAAGUGGUUUUGCAGAUCUGGGAUUGCCCAGUCACUCAAUGUGACAGAGUGCUGAUGAAUCAAAUUCUCAUUCACUUUUCUCAAUAACACUGUCUCACUCUGGACUGUCGGGACCUCCACCAGGUCCGUCUUGUUCUCUGCAUCAGAAGGUCACCUGAGGUUCAGACACCUGACUUUUCCAACUAGAUUGUCUAUGAUUUAGUAUGCUAUAGCAGAUCUCUUAUACAGUAUCUUAUGUCCUUAACUGUACAGUGUAGGCUGUUGUGUAAAACACUAAAAGCUGUUGAUAUUUUCUGCAUUCCGUACAUGGAUAUUGAGUUUUCUGGCUGAAGGUUAGAGCUGUCCUCUCAGCUCUUGAGCCAGAGUUUUUUCUGUGGUGACUGAAGGACGGUUACAUGCAGUUCCACUUGGUAAAACCAUAUCGAACUGUAAAAUAGACCUGUUGUGUCAAGCUGUUGUGAAUUGAUUUCAUUUUUCUUUUCGUUGUGGUCCUGAAGACAACUUUUUAAUUUUCAUUCUUUCAACCUGAAAUAUCCUAGAAAACAAGUGCAAAGACGAGAACAAUUUGCAAAAUAUUGACAAUUCACUUUUUUAUUUUAAAUUAAUUUAAGACUCCUGUCAUUGAAGGCAAAAAUAAUAUUACAGUAGUUAAAACACAAAUGUUCUUUCAAUUUUUAGAACAGCAAGGCUUAUUUAAGGGUUUUAAUUCACUUCCACCUUAGCUGAUACUAGACCAACAUUUCCUUUUAACUGUAUGAAAUUGUAUAAAGAAUAAAUGUGUAUAUGAUAUCUUAGUUUUAUUUAUUGAAGGACCAAAGGAAUUUCAUAAUGACAUGAUACAUAGACAGAUAAAUAACAAUUUGAAAUGCAAUUAUCUAAUGUGUGAGAUGAAUAACAGUUUAAAUAAAGACUAAUAUAAUCCAUGUAAAUGGUGUUCUUAUUGUCCACUUGUCUCUGUGCGCGGCUAAGUUAGGGGCAGAUAACUGUCAGUACUGUGAGUCGAAGAGCACUUGCGGCCCCACACCCAGCAGGUGGCUGUUGCCUCAUUGUGCAGGCGAUGAGAAACAAACUGGGUGUCAGUGGGUAGCUGAGAAGAGCUCCAAGUCUGCUGGGUCGAAGCCUUUGGCCUUAGUAAGCCCCUUCUUCACUACCACAGUACACGUAGCUCCCCGAACGGAGGCCCCCACUCACCAAUUGAGCCGAUCCCAGAGCAACUGAAACCAGGUUAGGUGAGAUUAACAAAUCCUAAAAACAACUCAAUAUAUCCUACUAGGAUCCGAGGGGCAGGAUUUGAUCCGUGUCAACUAAAAGCUUUGCAGUUCCACACGUAGGGAUGAUAAUCAUAUGUGUCGUAAGCAAUGUUUGAAGUCCAAGAGAUAUGUGUUCAUGAGGUUUUUCUGCUCUUAAGCUAAUGUAAUUAUGUACUUUAAUGCAUACAAAUAUGGAAUCAGUGUUCAAAGUGAGGAAAAGCAAUGUGUAUAAAACUAAAUGUGGGUCAGACAGGGGGGGGAAAUGUUUUGUCCAAUUUUUACUGAGAAAGUAAAAAACCUUGCUUUGUAUUGCAAUCUAUUAGAAAUGGGCCUAAAAAGCCAUCUUUUCACCUGCCUUAUCUGCAACCACAUUCACUUGACUGAGUACUCCAACAAAGGAUUCAUUGUUAAAUUAUUGACAAAUGGCCAUUUGCUGAAUAUAUGAAUUAUUGCUUGUAUAUAGAAUUUUAAAAAGGUGCAAAACAUUAUGAAUGAUGGCAUUGGAGCUGAAGGCUUUUGUUUCCUGUUUCCUUUUCCACGCAAGCAAUUCUGUUCUUGUGUGCGACCAGUAACCUUAAUUUACUGUGUAAAGAUGGUUACAUUUUUUAGCUUUGUUUGUCAGAGACCCAAAUAUAUAAGGCUUGUUUACUGACUGUAUAACCUUAACCGUGAAUUUCCAAUUAAGUGUAUUAUACAAACCCAUUUCUUCCUAUAACAAUGUCUUGUACAAUGCUUUUAAAGUUAUUGCUCGGUUUAAAAGAAAAAAGUAAAAAAAAAAAAAAGUUUUAGGACAGUACAA